Molecule: messenger RNA, 2164 nt
Organism: Eremomyces bilateralis CBS 781.70
Lineage: Eukaryota; Fungi; Ascomycota; Dothideomycetes; Eremomycetales; Eremomycetaceae
Exons: 2
Coding region: 77-2014 (645 amino acids)
Biological process (GO): endonucleolytic cleavage in ITS1 to separate SSU-rRNA from 5.8S rRNA and LSU-rRNA from tricistronic rRNA transcript (SSU-rRNA, 5.8S rRNA, LSU-rRNA)
Cellular component (GO): 90S preribosome; nucleolus
Source: RefSeq, a predicted model, not a curated record
UCUGGACCUUGAUAUUAGGCCGUACACCUCCCCAACACCAAACAUAGUGAAGAAGACAUCGAGAAAAUAUUUCGCCAUGGCUGAGACGCAACAGAGGCCCCAGAAGCGGGCGAAGUUGCUUGACCUAAACGACUCUGAUGAGGAAGAGGAUGCUCGCAAAACUGUCUCGUUCAAGGUCAACGAGAAGUAUGCAGCACGGUUUGAGCACAAUAAGAAGCGAGUGGAAAAACAAAGAUUAGAAGAGAAGUAUGGAAAAGGCGACCUCGAAACCUCCGAAUCCGAGUCCGACUCCGAUGAUGAGACCGAAGACGACGAAGGGAUGGCAGCGACGGUUAAGCGUGAUGCAGAGAUAUCGAAUCUGCUGAAUGCUAUCCGUUCCAAGGACCCUAGUCUCUACGAUGAAGGACGGAAGUGGUAUGAAGAGGAAGGCAACCCGGAUGAGGCCAACGGCACGGAGGCAAAGCUCAAGGAGAAGUCCAUGUCCCUCAAAGAAUACCACCGUAAAAACCUUCUUGGAGGAGCACAGAAGGACGACGACGAUACGGAACCACAGAUUCAAACCUACGAUGAGGAACAGCAGGAAUUGAAAGACGAUCUUAUUCGAGGGUUUAAGGACGCCGGCAACCAAGAAGACUCCGAUUCCGAUGAUGGCUUCCUUAAACAAAAGGAAGUCAUCAAAGCGGUCGAUUCAGCACCUAAAAUUACGGCCGACGAUAUCGAAAAGGCGGAUGAGGACCCCGAGGCCUUCAUGUCCAAAUACCUCUCAGCACGAGCAUGGGUUCCUACAGACAAAGCACGCUUUCAACCGCUCGAAUCCGACGACGAGGAGGAUGAUGUGCGCGCCGACGAGGUCGAGCAUGCGUGGAACAUGAGAUUCGAAGACCCCGAAACCGCGAAUGAGAAGCUCCGCACCCACUCACGUACCGUUACCGCAGAGAUGUCUGUGCGUCGCGAGAAGCUAAGCUCGAGAAGGCGAGCACGAGAAGCCGAGAAGGAGAGGAAGGAAGCGGACAAACAAGAACGGGAGGCGGAUAAGGCUCGGUUGAGGAAAUUGAAGAUCGAUGAAAUGGAGGAGAAAGUGGAGAAGAUCCGGGAGGUUGCAGGCCUUUCUGGAAAGGAGUUCCACAUUGAGGAAUGGGCUCGCAUUCUUGAAGCAGAUUGGGAUGAUGAUAAGUGGGAGAAGCAGAUGGCAAAGCAUUUCGGGAGCGAGUACUACGACGAGCGGGAGGACCGAGCUGAAGACUUUUUGGAUGGAGGCAUCUCUGGCAAUGACAAGAAGCACCGAAAGCUCAAGAAACCGAAAUGGGACGAUGAUAUUGACGUUGGUGACCUGGUGCCAGAUUUUGACGCGAACCCUGCGGAAGCGGCACGAAUCGCUCUCUCCGACGAGGAUGAAACACGCCCAGAGAGUUCGAAGGAUACGAACCUGAAGGAGGCCAAGAAGGAGAAAAAGCAUCAGGCCCGUGUGGAGCGCCGAAAGAUCGAAGCGCUCGUGGACGCGAACCUCGACAUCGACAUGCUCGACAACUCAGCCGAAGUGGGCACCUCCUCGAAGUCCAAGGGUACGGGUUUCUUCCGCUAUCGCGAGACGUCCCCGACCGCCUUCGGCCUCUCUCCCCUUGACAUUCUUACCGCGUCGGACGCGCAGUUGAACACAUACGCCGGCCUCAAGAAACUCGCGGCAUUCCGCGAUCCGAAGAAGAAGAGGAAGGAUAAGAAGGCGCUGAACAAUUGGGCGUUGCGGAAUUGGCGGAAGGAGACCUUCGGCACGGACGACGCGCCGACCGCGGAAAGGUUUCAAGAGCUUCUUAGGGGUGAGCAGAUUGGCAGGGCUGAGGAGAAAGGCUCCAAAUCGAAGAAGAGGAGCCGGCCAGCGGAGACGGAGAGCAAAGUGGAGAGCAAGGCGGACGACAAGGGCGGCAACGAGCAGUCGAAUGUGGUUGAUGGUGAGCGGAAGAAGAAGCGCCGCAAGCAGAAGAAGAGCAAGCUUGAAGGGGUCUCCCUUGAUACUUGAUUUCAACGCGGAGCCAAUCGAUCCCUGGGUAUUUAAUUCCGAUGGUCAAGUUGUAGAGCAAUGAAGCCGAUAGUGUGUAUUUCGGCCAUUCAAUCAUAUCAGAACUGAGUGCCUUUCAUAGAAGUAAUCCCAUCCCGAAUUCUGUGAGUC